CAGACAAGUCACACCCGAGUUUCUCUCCGUGCGUGGAGGCUGCAUGUUCGCACUGCGUGACACUGAGUUAUGUGUUUUCUGGACUGGGAUUAAUAAUCGAUCCCGUCAAAGUAAACAUGUCUUCGCCUGGAGGCUGGAGAGAUGACGACGAUGCUGGACAACAACAACAACAGAGUUGCGCGGCGCAGGUGUCGCGUUUGCCCUUCAGCGUGGAGGCGCUCAUGUCGGACAGGAGGCAGCGGACUGUCACGGACAACCACGUCCACCCGGAGUUACCACAUCAUCAGUCUGUGUGUGUGAAAAAUGAACCCGAGGAACAAAGGGACAGAAUCUCUUGGAUACCAAGCCCCAUUAAGAUGUCCACACCACCCCGGCAGCUCAGUGCAGCAGUGUGUUCCCUGAGGAAGCACAAAACCAACCGCAAGCCUCGCACUCCCUUCACCUCCACACAGCUCCUGGCUCUGGAGAGGAAGUUUCGUCAGAAGCAGUACCUCUCCAUCGCAGAGCGGGCCGAGUUCUCCUCCUCCCUGUCUCUGUCCGAGACCCAGGUCAAGAUCUGGUUCCAGAACCGACGAGCCAAGGCCAAGAGGCUUCAGGAGGCCGAGGUGGAGAAGCUGAAAAUAGCAGCUGGCGUCGGACCAAAGACUGUACUGCACCCAGGUUUCUCAUCCUUAAGUGUCCCACUCAGUGUUAACCUGCAGGCAGGUUCAGCAGCACUCUAUGGACUGGGCUACUCGUACGGCCGCGGCCCCAUUCACCCUGCUGCACAGCUGGCCAUGUACACCUCACAGGUCGGAUACAGCCUGUUCCACUUCACCUGAGAGUGAGCAGCUUUAUAGAAACAUAGAGUUGUGGAGCUUAAUGGGAAGGUUUUUCUUUUAUAUAAGAGCAUACGUCAACUCAUGCACCUUAUGAGAGACGAGUCUGGCACAGAUCUGAAGCUUCUCAUUUGAUGAGAACAUUUACUUGUGUUGGUCAUUUUGAGAAAGACUGCGGAUGAGGAUGAGGACACAGCAGCCCAGUCCUGUUUGUCAGUGCUGCAUAUAUAUUGUAAUGAUUGAUUUGUCUGAUCUUGUGUCUCUGUAUUUCCUUUCGCUCAUUACCCUUGAAUAUGCAGGAAUAUUUGACACUCCUUUGUGAAAAAUGAGAUGCUACAGUCGGAGAGCCAACGAGUCAAGUGCAUGCUUGUUUAAACGGAGACGUUUAUUUAUGGGAGUCUUUAGAAACCUCAGUUUUGUGUUGCAUAGCUACAAUUUACUAUACUACAAAGGUUAGUAUUCUUUGUUUGACUUUAAAUUAAAGCUUCUUUUUUUUUAAUCCUGUUAUUCUGUAAAUACGGAUUCUGGAAAAUGUCCAAAAGAUUGCGUCCAAUGUCCAGAGCAACCAGGUGAAGGGUGGCGUCCACUAGCUGUGAAUUUUUCAGAACUUUAAUUGUUGUGUUUUCACUUAAGCUCACUCAGGCGUUAUGUGGGAAUUUAACUAGGAGGUUGACGUUUGAGGAGAACUGUGAGUGUCUUUACAUUUGUGUUCUUACAUACUGCCUCUCUGCGGAGAAUUCACUAUGAGCAGCUAUAGUGUGUUGGUCGUCUGCCUCAUCCACCAUUAGUAUCUCUGUGAUUGUUCUCACUACAUUCUCUGGGCCGAGACUUUCCCACAAAUGCUCAGUGUGGUUAGAAAUAAUAGCACUAAUAUUUGUGAGGAAUCAGGGCAGGCAUAUUUGAGAUGCCUCGACUCUGCAGUCGUCCGCCACUGUAACCACAAGCCAGAUUUAUUCUUGUUUAUAAUUACUGUUCUGGAACAAGUCAACAUAAACGUUAUUUGUCCCGAUCGUGCUGUUACUGCUAACACCAGCUGUGUCCCUCGUCUCAUCAAGUGUUCCUGACUUGUAAUGUCGAGAGCACUUUGGCUGUUCUUUGUCCUGCACUUAACUGACAAUACACAUUAUGCUGGAUUUCUAAAACUUGACCAGAAAUAAUUAUAGUUUUCAUACAUGUUGAAAGUGAAUAAGUACGUCUAUGCCCUCAGCUCUCCUUGGGAUUUACUGUACUACCCAAAUUAGGGUGUAAAAUCUGCAAUGUUAGAGUGUUUACAUGACGUCAUCUGAUAUUACCCUGAAUUUAAACAAAUGCCCCUUGACAUAGAAUGAAACGUCUUUUUGUUUUCUUUCUGUAAGUGUCUUUAUGUUUAACAUAUGAUCUUAACAGUUAAUUUAGUGCUUUUCUAGUGAUAUUUUCUAUCACAUCUUUCAUACCCACACACACACUUUACUUAAGGUUAAGUGUCUUCUCAAAGGACACGGCGGCAUGUAGAACCCAUAACCUUCCAGUUGAAAGACGUCUCGCUCUGCCGCUGAUCCACCGUCGACCCCACAGUGCCCACGGCUGUGUGCAUGUAUGGGUGGCCACAGUGAAGAGUUAUACAUUUUAAUGAAUAUUUAUCCAGCCAGAUUUCCUCUCAUGAUGUCAAAUUAUCUUUUCUGAAAAUAGCAUAUCUCACGUCGCCUUAAUUGCACGUUGCCCUUUGAUAUCACGGCAGUUGAGUUGUAUUCGUGCGACGCGAGCAGUAUUUUUAAAUUGUAUACUUGCAGUGAACCUGGUCUCUCUCUGUGAACUUUGUAACGUAGCAUUACACCCGGCUGUCACUUCGCAGUCAGUGGUGUAAUUGUCCUUGUCUCUGAAUUCUGACUCCACAACACUGUGAAAUUAUACGUGUAGACUGGGUGA
Molecule: messenger RNA, 2723 nt
Organism: Solea senegalensis (Senegalese sole)
Lineage: Eukaryota; Metazoa; Chordata; Actinopteri; Pleuronectiformes; Soleidae
Product: homeobox protein MSX-2-like
Exons: 2
Coding region: 117-821 (234 amino acids)
Biological process (GO): regulation of transcription by RNA polymerase II; embryonic morphogenesis
Cellular component (GO): nucleus
Molecular function (GO): RNA polymerase II transcription regulatory region sequence-specific DNA binding; DNA-binding transcription factor activity, RNA polymerase II-specific
Source: RefSeq, a predicted model, not a curated record